Molecule: messenger RNA, 927 nt
Organism: Neoarthrinium moseri
Lineage: Eukaryota; Fungi; Ascomycota; Sordariomycetes; Amphisphaeriales; Apiosporaceae
Exons: 4
Coding region: 1-927 (308 amino acids)
Molecular function (GO): protein binding
Source: RefSeq, a predicted model, not a curated record
AUGUCGUCGGACCUCGAUACGCUGCUGGAGAUGGGCUUCGACAAGUCACGUGCCGAGCUGGCCGUCAAGAAGAGCGGCGGAUUGGAGGGUGCCAUGAACUGGCUGGAAAAGACCCAGGACACCCCCAUCGACGAGCUGCUGGAGGAGGAGAAGGCAGGACCCACGGCCGCCGAGCUGGGCGACGGCCAGGUCGCCAACUCCAUCGUCUGCAACGACUGCGGCAAGAAGUUCCGGAGCCAGGAGCUCGCCGGCUUCCACGCCGAGAAGACCGGCCACGAUGACUUUGCCGAGUCAACCGACGAGAUCGCCCCUCUGACCGAAGAGGAGAGGCAAGCCAGGCUGGCCGAGAUGCGCGCCCGCCUCGCCGAGAAGAGGGCCAAGCAGUCCAUCCAGGACAAGGAAGAGGCCAGAGCGAACGAGAAAAUCCGCCAAAAGGCGACCCGUGAGACCCAGGACGUCAAGGAGGAGCUGCAGAGGAAGGAGCAGAUCAAGGAGGCGGCCCGCAAGCGCCAGGAGAAGCUGGACGACCUCGAGGCCAAGCGCCGCAUCAAGGCCAAGAUCGAGGCCGACAAGGAGGAGCGCCGCCUCAAGGCCGAGGCGGCCAAGGCAGCCCGCGAGGGCCGGCCGGGUCCCGGCGCCGAGGCAUCCGCUGCGCCUGCCGCCGCCGCCGCUCCCGCCGCUGCUCGCCCGACGGCCAACCACACCGAGGCACGCCUGCGGCUGCAGCUCCCGAGCGGCAACGUCAUGAAGACGCUGCCGGCCGAGACGACGCUGUUCGAGGUCGCCCAGAUGCUGCAGUCCGAGAGCGGCGUGACGGUCAACAAGUUCAGCAUGAACUUCCCCCGCAAGGUGUUCGAGGGCGUCGACUUUGGCAAGACGCUGAAGGAGGCCGGUCUCGUGCCCAGCGCGGCCCUGAUUGUGCAGUAA